Messenger RNA from Rana temporaria (common frog), 909 nucleotides. It is a transcript of the gene ARL2, whose product is annotated as ADP ribosylation factor like GTPase 2. Gene Ontology annotation, biological process: protein folding. NCBI's taxonomy places the organism in Eukaryota, Metazoa, Chordata, Amphibia, Anura, Ranidae. Gene Ontology annotation, molecular function: GTPase activity; GTP binding. Gene Ontology annotation, cellular component: cytoplasm; microtubule cytoskeleton. The transcript is spliced from 5 exons. Bases 90 to 644 code for a protein of 184 amino acids. The record is from RefSeq and is a predicted model, not a curated record.
UGGUGGGUGUGGUGUGAGCGCUUGCUGUCAUUGGUCAGAAUUUUACGGCAGACGUAGGUGACAGGGAAGCGGUGACAUCCCGGGAAAACAUGGUGCUGCUGACUAUCCUGAAGAAGCUGAAGCAGAAGGAGCGGGAGGUCCGCCUUCUCAUGCUAGGUUUAGAUAAUGCUGGAAAGACUACAAUUCUGAAGAAGUUUAAUGGCGAAGAUAUAAACACAAUUUCCCCAACAUUGGGAUUCAAUAUCAAAACACUGGAGCACAGAGGAUUCAAGCUGAACAUGUGGGACGUUGGAGGACAGAAAUCUUUGAGAUCCUACUGGAGGAAUUACUUUGAGAGUACAGAUGGUUUGAUCUGGGUGGUUGACAGUGCAGACCGUGCACGUUUGCAGGAUUGUGCACAAGAACUCGCUGGGCUCUUACAGGAAGAGAGGUUAUCAGGAGCAACGUUGCUGGUAUUUGCCAAUAAACAAGAUUUGCCCGGUGCCUUAUCAAAAGAUGCCAUCCGUGAGGCACUGGAGCUGGCUAACAUUAAGACCCAUCACUGGUGUAUACAAGACUGUAGUGCAGUGACGGGAGAACACCUUCUGAUAGGGAUAGACUGGUUAUUGGAUGACAUCUCCAGCCGAAUCUUUACAGCUGACUGAGGAGAACUCCGUACAAGAAAGGGAGCAAGUGGUUAAAGAACAUGGCAGAACAGAGCAUAAGUCUUAUUUAUUUACUAUUUAUUCAGCUGAUUAAAAUCAUAACACGGCUCUGGCAUAACUACUUGAUAAGCAGGUAUUGUAAUGAGAAGGAAGUCAGAAGUGGUGCAUGUACUUCAAUAACACAAAAGCUUUAGGAGUCGGGUAAACCGUUCUAAAAUAACUUCUUAAAAUACAAGGUUGGUGAUGAAUAUCACUUGAGGUUUAA